AUGGCAACAGAUGUGGCUUUUGAUACGAGCAUGGGCUCCUUCACAGUUGAGCUUUACAACACACAUGCGCCAAAGACCUGCAAGAACUUUGCGACCCUUGCCCAGCGGGGCUAUUACAAUAAUGUCAUCUUCCAUCGUAUUAUACCCAAUUUCAUGGUCCAGACCGGCGAUCCUACUGGCACCGGAAGAGGGGGAAGCUCUAUUUACGGCGAAAAGUUCGAAGACGAAAUCCGCUCGGAUCUAAAACACACUGGAGCUGGAGUGUUAAGCAUGGCGAAUAGCGGUCCAAAUACCAAUGGAAGUCAGUUCUUUAUCACGCUAGCUCCAACUCCAUGGUUGGAUGGGAACCACACAAUCUUCGGCCGGGUUAAGAGUGGAAUGAGGGUUAUCCAGCGUAUGGGACUUGUCAAAACCAAUUCUGAUGAUAGGCCAAUGGACGAGGUCAAGAUCAUUCGAGCGAGAAUAGUGGAAGAAGGCAGUGAGGAGUGA
Aspergillus ochraceoroseus IBT 24754 is the source of this 489-nucleotide messenger RNA. It is a transcript of the gene cyp1, whose product is annotated as putative peptidyl prolyl cis-trans isomerase (CypC). Gene Ontology annotation, biological process: protein folding; protein peptidyl-prolyl isomerization. Gene Ontology annotation, cellular component: catalytic step 2 spliceosome. The coding region runs from base 1 to 489 and encodes 162 amino acids. The record is from RefSeq and is a predicted model, not a curated record. The transcript is spliced from 3 exons. Gene Ontology annotation, molecular function: peptidyl-prolyl cis-trans isomerase activity. Lineage: Eukaryota; Fungi; Ascomycota; Eurotiomycetes; Eurotiales; Aspergillaceae.